Camellia sinensis is the source of this 702-nucleotide messenger RNA. RefSeq lists its product as uncharacterized. The record is from RefSeq and is a predicted model, not a curated record. Gene Ontology annotation, molecular function: catalytic activity. Lineage: Eukaryota; Viridiplantae; Streptophyta; Magnoliopsida; Ericales; Theaceae.
AUGAAGUUACUUAUAUGGAAUUGUAGAGGAGCUGACAACAAAGUUUUUAAAAGAACCAUGAAAGAGCUUGUUCAAACCCACAAGCCAUCUAUCCUGGUCCUGAUGGAAACAAAGGUGGAACUGAGCUCUUUAGGGCAGUUCUUCAACAAAAUGAGGUUUACAGCCUCCUCCCAUGUAGAUUCGGUAGGGCGCAGUGGUGGUAUAUGGGUUCUUUGGGACCCCUUUCGGGCGACGGUGAAACCCUUAGAGGUCAAUGCUCAGUUCAUUCAUGCUAAAGUUCAAAGAGAUAAUUUUGAAGACUGGAUUCUUUCAGCUAUCUACGCCAGCCUCAACCGCAGAAACAGGGACCUUCUUUGGGCAAACUUGGAAGCUAUAGCAGAUAAUAUGACCUCUCCAUGGUUGGUGGCAGGGGAUUUUAAUGAUAUUGCAUCCCUAAGUGAAAAGAGAAGUUUUUCUACUAAUAUCAGCCAAGCUAGGACCCAAAAAUUCAAUGCAAGGAUGAAUAGAUGCAAUCUUAUGGACCUGGGAUGCUCUGGACCUCAUCUCUCCUGGUCUAAUGGCAGACAAGGCAUGGCUAAUACCCUUGAGAGACUCGAUAGAGCAGCUUGUAAUUCUGAGUGGCGCCUUGCUUUCACUGAAGGGGCCGUUCGUAAUCUUCCUCGGACCUACUCAGACCACUCUCCUAUGGUUGUGUACACAUAA